AUGUAUAUGACAUCUCUAAUUGGCAACACCGUGAUUAUUCUUCUGGUGUGUAUUGACUAUCAUCUUCACUCACCUAUGUAUUUCUUUGUAGCAAAUCUUUCUUUCAUUGAGGUCACCAUCACCUCCACAGUGGUGCCAAAGAUGUUAGCCAACACUUUUUCACUCACCAAAACAAUAUCCUUUGUGGGAUGUCUCAUACAAUCUAUCUUCUACUUUCUGUUGGGAUCUACAGAAUUUGUCAUCCUUGCUAUCAUGUCCUUUGACCGAUAUGUUGCCAUCUGCAACCCUCUGAGAUAUGCCAUCAUCAUGAACAAACAGACAUGUAUACUCUUGAUUCUGGGAUCAUAUGUAGGUGCAUUCUUGUCAAUGUUGGGGCCAUCUGUCUUAACUGCCCCCUUAAUAUUUUGUGGACCGAAUGAAAUUCAUCAUUUUUUCUGUGACAGAGCCCCAAUGCUAAAGCUAGCCUGUGUAGAUAUCUCUCUGGCUGAAAUGGUUGACUUCAUCUCUUCUGCUGUGUUGCUUUUGGGCUCCCUGCUUCUCACAGGAGUGUCUUACACCUACAUUGUCAUAACUAUCCUUAAGAUUCCCUCUGUCCAGGGAAGGCAGAAAGCUUUCUCCACCUGUGUUUCUCACAUCACAGUGGUUAUACUUUAUUAUGGGAGCUCCAUCUUCCUCUAUGUCCGUCCCAAAAAAGGUAAUGCAGUGGAUAUUAACAAAUUUGCCACAGUGCUGAACACCAUCAUAACACCAAUGCUGAAUCCUUUCAUCUAUAGUUUCCGGAAUGAGAAAGUCAAAGAAUCCCUGAGAGAUGCCUUCAAAAAGUAUGUAGGUAUACCAACAAACUUAAGAUUUGAAAAAUGA
Molecule: messenger RNA, 861 nt
Organism: Orycteropus afer afer
Lineage: Eukaryota; Metazoa; Chordata; Mammalia; Tubulidentata; Orycteropodidae
Product: olfactory receptor 6M1-like
Biological process (GO): G protein-coupled receptor signaling pathway
Cellular component (GO): membrane
Molecular function (GO): olfactory receptor activity; G protein-coupled receptor activity
Source: RefSeq, a predicted model, not a curated record